AUGUCGAAAUCACUCGUCGCCUUGUUCGCCUUGUUGGCCGUCGCUUCCGCAGAACACUUCUACGUGACCAACAACAACACCGGACUUGCUUGCAUCAUUCUCGACGGAGAUUUCCAGUUCAACCUUGUGUUCAAUGAGGGAAAUGUCACUUCCAAGUACACAGUUCUCCUCAACAACACCCUCAACGUCGACGGAGAUUGCAAUGGAGUCAUCAACAACCAAUCUGUUCAAACUUUGAACAUCAAAUUCCAUCCAGAGGGAGAGUCAGCCCGUUAUCCAAAGGAAUGGGAGCUCAAUAUCGUUUUUGGAUCAUCCAGCAACGAGGCCUUCAAGAUUGUUGACUACACUCUCAAGACCCAGAAGACCAGCCUUGUCCCAUUCUUUGGAACUUUCGUGAGAGACGAGAAGGCUGCUGGAGAUGUUACCGCCACUGAGACCAACGCUUACAAGUGCUCCACCGCCAAGCUCGGACUUGUUGGAGGAUCCACCAUUGAUGUCAAGACCGCCAACGUUAUCGCCUUCGCCCAGCUCAACGGAACCACCUUCCCAACCAACCAAGUCUACGAAGUGUGCUACCUUGAUGCCCGUACUAGCGAUGUUGUCCCAAUUGUCGUCGGAGCUUGCCUUGCUGCUCUUGUCAUCGUCGUCCUCGUCGGAUACCUUAUCGGGCGUGCUCGCGCCAAGAGACAAGGAUACGCCAGCGUCUAA
Molecule: messenger RNA, 708 nt
Organism: Caenorhabditis remanei
Lineage: Eukaryota; Metazoa; Nematoda; Chromadorea; Rhabditida; Rhabditidae
Exons: 4
Coding region: 1-708 (235 amino acids)
Cellular component (GO): membrane
Source: RefSeq, a predicted model, not a curated record